ACUACCAUCCGCCCCGUCCCCCGCCCUAUAUCCCAGUGUCCUGGAAGGGACAUGGUGCUGUCUGAGCUGGCGGCGCGCCUCAACAGCGCCGAGUACAAGAACUGGGUAAAGGCGGGUCACUGCCUGCUGCUGCUCCGCGGCUGCCUGCAAGGCUUCAUCGACCGCGAGAUGCUCGCCUUUCAUCAGGGCCUGCUCGCUGCUGCUCCCAGCCUCGGUCCCCGCGCCACCUGCCGCAGCGGCUCGCGGUGCAGCCCGCGCGCCCGCCAGUUCCAGCCUCAGUGUCAGGUGUGUGCAGACUGGAAACGGGAGAUUUUGAAACAUCAUACCAACAGAAACGGAGACAUCUACUGGGGGAACUGCCAGCCGGGCCGCUGGCCCAUCGAUCCCUGGGAGGUGGCCAAGGCCUUCAUGCCCCGUGGACUGGCAGACAAAACGGGACCCCAGCAAUGUGAUGCAGUUGCUCUUUUAAAUCUCAUCAACUCCUGUGAUCACUUCACGGUUGAUCGAAAGAAAGUCACAGAGGUGAUUAAGUGCCGUAAUGAGAUCAUGCACUCUUCAGAGAUGAAGGUAUCUUCUGCCUGGCUACAAAACUUUCAAAUGAAGAUCCAAAGUUUCCUGAAUGAAUUCAAGAAUAUACCUGAUAUUGUGGCAGUAUAUUCCAGAAUAGAACAGCUGUUGACAUCGGAUUGGGCUGUUCACAUCCCUGAGGAAGAUCAGCUGGACUCGUUUGAAUCUGAUGCAGGAGUUCACUUGAAUGAGAGCCAAAUCAAUGAAAUAGAAAUGGAGUUGCUCAAAGAAAAACUUCAAGAGCUGUAUCUUCAAGCUGAAGAACAAGAGAUGGUGCCUGAAGAGACCUUAAAUCAACUGGAAGCAGUGAAAGAAUUCCUGAGAAACAACGAGGAUCUGAGAAAUGGACUUACAGAAGAUAUGCAGAAGCUGGAUAGCUUGCGGCGAAAGCAUUGCCAGCCAGAGUCAGAGGAACCCCGGGAGACAGAUACCUGAAGGGGAAGGCAAUGGUUGCCCUUCAACAGAAAUCUGGCAUGUUCUAUGAAAAUGAAAGUCAGCGUGGCUUUCACCUCAGCCUUUCUUUUCUAUGCAAAAGGAAAAAAAAAAUGCAAGAGUACUUCACCCAAGUAAAAAGGAAUGUUUGCUUUCUA
This is a messenger RNA of Erinaceus europaeus (western European hedgehog), 1157 nucleotides long. RefSeq names its product chromosome X CXorf38 homolog (gene CXHXorf38). The coding region runs from base 52 to 1002 and encodes 316 amino acids. The transcript is spliced from 7 exons. NCBI's taxonomy places the organism in Eukaryota, Metazoa, Chordata, Mammalia, Eulipotyphla, Erinaceidae. The record is from RefSeq and is a predicted model, not a curated record.